CACGUGACUUUAACAAAAUGGCUGCAGCUAUCUUCCGUUUUGUCACUGAAGCUAACAAAAGAAAACAAAUGUUUAUACGUUAUUUCCUCGUUAGCAUACGAUAAAUGUACCUCCCACCCAAUAUAUGCACGUAGCUUUAGCUAUAAAGAGCAAGAAAGUAUAAUGGCUGAAGAGGUAACUGGCGUUACAAGCUCAAGCUACUCGGAAGAAGAUCUUAAGAGAAUUUUAUCCCCAAACAGAAAAAAAUAUGAUGAAGAAAUUGAAAUGUUAUUGAGCAGUAUAAAAGACAAUGAACUAAAAAUGGAAUCUAUAAAAAACAUAACCAUUCCUCAAAUCAAAGAUGAACUGAAAGCAUUAAAAGCAGAGAAGAAUGCUACCAUAGAGAAAAGAGCACAGAUUGAUGCAGACUUGGAGAGGCUAAAUAAAGAUGUACCAGAAAAGAUGAGGCAGUUGAACCAACUAGAGUCAUCUCUCAUCUAUAAAAAUGAAGAAAAAAUACACUCAGCCAUCCAAAAGCUGGAAUGGAAUCUUCAAGUGCAGCAUUUUAAAUUGCAUGAAGAGAAAAAGAUUGUCUCAGAGAUAGACCGCCUAAAAAGAUCCAAAAAAACAUUGGUGCAAUAUCUGACAUUAAAGCAAGAAAUUUCGGGCAUUAGAGAUAGACAACGUCGAAUGAGAGAAGAAAGAGAUACUUAUUUUAGGGCAGUUACAAACUUGAAAAAAAAAGAAGAGAAAUUAAAACAAGAUUUUUCUUUGGACAAAACAUCAUUAACUGAAUUGAAAAAAGAUAUUGAUCAGUUAUAUGAAAAGAAACGGCAAGUUGUAGGUAGCUUUAAGAAACAAAGAGAAGAAUUUCAAGGAAUAAGAGAUAGGCAAAGGCGGGAAAGCUGGAGAAGAAAAGAGGAAAGAAAGAAAGAAGAGGCUGAAUUUGACGAUGAAUAUUUACAACUUGUAAAGGAGCUUCAGUUAUGUCAGACAUUAAUAAAUUAUUUGAACCGCUACUACAACUCACCAGUUCAGGAUGUGUCUGUGGACUCCCACUCUCCUUCAUCUAGUCUGGAUGAGCCAGAGACCAUUGAAGAACCUAUAGAUAGUCAGUAUGUUGUGUUAAAGAAAAAUGGAGAAACUCAGGGAGUAGAUUACACAGGAGGACCUAAAAGAUUGUUAAAAAAAAAUCGCAGAUCCCGUAAACAGUCUUGGGCUAAAAAUAUUACUCACACAGCACAAGUAUUAGAACAGUUUAUGGAAUUAAAUUUAAAUGCACCAUCUACAAUAUCAGAUGUGCCUGAUUCACUGCAAAAAUUGAUUGCUAAAAAGAAAUAUCUGGAAAAAGAACAACAGUCUAAUGAAGUAGCUAGUGAAGCUGGGUUUUCUUCAACUGAAAGCAUGUCACGUCAAGCUAGCAAGACAGAAAGCUGUGAAGGUUUAGUGGAGACAAAUCCUGGAGAGAAAGUCUAUGCUGAUCUGCUGAAAGAAGGUGGUGGCUAUGAUAAUUGUGUCACUGCUAGGGGGACUAAGGCAUUGCAAGACAGUUCAACUGACAAAGGUGGCCCAGUUCUUGACAGUUGUAUAAGAUCAGUUGAGACAAAAUUAACAGGGUUUGAACAACAUAUAAAUGUGAUAUCUACUGGUGAUAAUAAUAAUAUUGCCAAAAAUCCCAUAUCAUAUAUUGAAGAACUAAAGCCUUCAUUAUUAAUUGCCUCAAAAAAUCCAAAUGCAGUUUUUGGUAGAGGUAAACACCAAAGAUUCAGCCCUCCAAAAAAUUUGGAUUUUCAUCAAAAAACAAUGAGAAGUGCAUAUGCUAAACAUAAGUGGACAAAUACCUCUGAAUCAGCUUCUUUACUUGUGUCACCCUCUUGGACACUUCCAAAGACUGGAGUCUCUCUAGUUUCUCCCUUAGAUUUUCCUUCAAUAAUGGAAAUGAAAUCUAAGAAGCCAUUAGACAGAGUGGCAUCAAGUCCUGCUACUGUGGAAGCAACCAAUGACAACAAAUUUAUGCAGUGGAAUCUGAAUGAAAAGCAGUCACCAACUGCCAGCCUAUCGCAGUCUCUCAGUUCAUCAUCAAAAUGUCAUAAAAUAUUAACUGCUAGAUUCUCCAGUCCAUCCACUGGUUCAACCUCCCUAUGGCAAGUACAAGAAUCUGUAGCACCUGCUAUUUUAGACAGUGAAGAAUUUCCUCCCCUAUCCCAAGUCAAGAGCCUACCAAGAAGGAGCUCAAAUCUUUCUGUUAAGUCGUCCAAUGGUUGCAUAGCUAAUCAAGACAACCAGGUAGAAGCUACACAGUGCAGUGAUGAACAGUUAUCUCCAUGUAACUGUGACAAAAGUAAUUUACAUGUGAAACUAGAUGAUUCAAAGGGCACAAUAGGUGCAACAACUGCAUCCAGUCCCCUUACUGUCUCACAGAUUCCUCUAGCUGACAAAUUGUCUACAGAAAAGUGGGUUGAAACUAGUGUUGCAUUUACUAAAGACUUGUGCCCCAUCAAUUGUGAAGCAAGUUCUGUUUCUAUCCGUACAGAGUCCACCAGACUCUAAUAUGUUGAAGUAAUUUAAUUGCUGUUACAUUGUGUUGUUUCUGUUGAUUUAUUUUAAGAGCCAUGUUUAAACAUUAAACAGCCCAAUUUGUUGUACUUUUUAGUUUUUUAACCUUCAACAUUAGUUGAUUUACAGAUUAAGAACCAUGUAUUUUAUAUUUGUUUUUAUAUAAUUUUUAAAAAUGAUUUAAAAAAAAAGUUUAUUACAAUAACCUUUUUUAUUCAAGAAAAAUCAUUGCUGCAAAAUGAAUUCAUUGAAUAUAACCAGGAAUAAAAUAGAUGUUUUUAAAGCCAUGUUAUGUAUUUGAUCUAUUUUUCAAUUAGCACGAUAAAGUGCUACUUCAUUGGAAGUGUUUAUUGGAAAAGUUUUUAAAAUUAUUUUUAUGCACUUAACCUUUAUCUAGCUAUAAAAUAGUUAUUUUAUGGGUGUUCAAGAUGUCUUGAAUGAUUUGGUACCUGAGAACUCACUGAGGUAUUAUUACCUUCUGAUUGCUUUUUGAAUUACUAAUUACUUAUAGUUAACACAUUACCAACGUGCUAUAGCUCCAUUUUCUUUUAAAUCAGAAACAAAGUACCAUAGAUUAAGAAAGCCUACUCUUUGUAUUUGUCUUGCUGUUUUAUUUUUGUAUUGACACACUAGUUCUACAUCAUUUUCCUUUUCACAAGCAUGCCAUAACAUUUAUGAUGUCAAUUUAUUAUUAAAAUAUUUUAAUUAAUACAUAUUAAGAUUUUUCUGCAUUUUAAAGACAAUUGACCAGAUGCUGCAACCUAAUUUGAAUGGUAGAUCUAUGGCAAUAUUAAAACUGUUUAGUAUGUGCAUUGUUUUAAGACUUUGUUUAGUCAAUUAGGUUAUAUACUAGUAAAAAAACAAUUUUUUUGCGAACUCAUCAUUCACAAAAAAUGAUAUUCAUUUAUAAAAUUGUAUCAUUGUUACAUGUUUUAAUGUUAACAGUUUAUCUAGAUUAAUUACUUUGCUUAUUGUAAUAAUCGUUUUCUGGGAUUAAUUUGCUUUUUAUUUGAAUGCAUUUAAUAUUUAUUAAGAAAUAUUUUAUAAAUGUAAUAGCGUGAAUAAAUUGACUACUUUGUUUUGGUAUAUUAGAAUUGUAUGUAAUAAAAUUUCCUAUUGAAAUGAAAUACUGUGUAAAAUCGCAGCUAUUCUCUAACUCUAAAUAUGUUAAAACUUUUUGAAAAAUAUUUGUGUAUUUAUAUUUUACAGAAGAGUAGCAUAUAUUUUCACAAUAUUUUUUCAUUUUUUCCCCUAAUCAUGUUUUGUUUUCCUUUAAGUCUUUGUGAUUCCUAACCAAAUGGCUGACCAUUAGCCAUCUCUGUUUAAGUUGCUGAUACAUUGAUUAGUAUAAAUUAGCAUCCCUCUUUUAUUUUUGUUUAUCAAAGCAAAACAACACAAAUUUCAGUAUUUAAGCAAUCAUUGAUGUUGUGAUAUCAUCUUUGGGUUUUUAAAACCCCACUAUGAAUAUUACUAUGAUCACAAUUCUUUUUGUUCACUAGUUAAUCAUUCAGUGAUAUGGUUGUGAUUUCAUUUUACAUCAUUACUUGUUUUGCUUUUGUUAUUUAACAGUAAAAUAUAACCUAACAAUGUACAGGGUCACUUGUUAACCAAAUGGUGAUUUUUGUCUUAUUUAAGAUUUUUAUUUCAAUUCAAUUAAUGUAUUCAAAUUAAAAUGUGCAAGAUAAAUUUCUUCCAGAUUUACAGUGAAAUGAUGUGCUGUUAUUGAAUAGACAAUCCUUUUGAUUAAAAGGACUGUUGUCUGUUAAAUGUACUCAAAGAACUUGUAAAACAUAAAAAGUGCUGCAAAUUUUAAAUAAACUUUUCUACAUUUGUUUUAAGUAACUUCUUAACUAAAUGACAUUUACAUAUAAUCCGUUAAAAUGGGCAUUUGCAUAAUAGCAAAGUAGAAUACAUAAUAGUUUGUUGUUCUAAAAACCGAGACAAUAAUAAACAGAUAGAUUUAAACCACAUAAUAAAUACUACCAUUGUGAAUUCUUUCAAAAGUUAUAAAUGCUUGCUACUUUUGUAUUUUUUUUUUAAAAAAGGUCCAUUUAAUUGAAUAGAAAAAUUGUACAUUAUUUUGUAUGUGUAUGACAAAAUUUUUCUCCAGUCCACAUGUAAUUUAUUCCUAAUGAAUGUGGUCUCAGGUUAUUAUUGGAUGCACAGUUUGUGGUAGUAUUGCUAAUAAGCCUACAGCUGAUGAGUGCCUUAAUACUUAUGUAUUUUGCUGUUUAUUUAUACUUUCUAAAGGCAUUGAAUUAUUCCAUUUGCCAUCAAGUUGGGCUGUAACUAUGGUUCCUUGUUGCUGGUGAUAAUAGGAUUGUGAAUUGUGAAAAUAUACAACACAAUAUUUAAUGAAGAGGUAUUAUAAACUUUCUACUUUCUCAAUACCUGAGAAAAACAUGAGUUUAUACUGUUGUUAAAAAGUUUCUUAUCCAUUUUUGUGGUGUACUGGUUGUUAGUUAUUAUAGGAGAAAUUUAUUAUUUAAAAAUCAAGUUCACACAUUCAAAUUAUUAUUAUUUUGAAUAUUGCUACAUGGUUAAUUUUACAUAAAUUAUUAUCGAAACAAUCAUGCAAUGUAACUGAAAAAAUCAAACUAUUUUUUUAUUUGUUUUCAUUUGUAAUGAAUUGAUACAAAUAAAAACUGAAAUUCUCA
Physella acuta is the source of this 5192-nucleotide messenger RNA. RefSeq lists its product as uncharacterized. NCBI's taxonomy places the organism in Eukaryota, Metazoa, Mollusca, Gastropoda, Physidae. Gene Ontology annotation, cellular component: nuclear outer membrane-endoplasmic reticulum membrane network; ribonucleoprotein complex; endoplasmic reticulum. Gene Ontology annotation, biological process: intracellular mRNA localization. Gene Ontology annotation, molecular function: mRNA binding. The record is from RefSeq and is a predicted model, not a curated record.